CAGCUUGGACGUCUAAUACACCGGUGCAGAACGAGUCACAGUCACGGUAGUCGACGCAGAUACAUGGCUAGUUUGUAGCACUUGGUUGAUGUCGAGUUGAUGUAGUCGAUGUAGUCGAUGUAGUGUCCAUGUGGGAAGGCAGCAACCGCCGCGUCGUUGCGGCGGUUUGGCUUGGCAGUUGCAUCAACGAGCUAGGUCGCCGGAGCUCCAGCACCGCGACAUCAACCUCACGCCCGCUUUCCCGCCACAAUCGACUCUGCUGACCAUCACCGCCGCGUCACUCACCCUCAGCUCUUCAAACCACCAGCGCCGCAACCAUGGACUCGUUAGUGGCGCAGUACAGCCGCCCCAUCGAUGCGGACGAGGGCCAGACCGAGCAGCAGCAGCUCGAGCUGUACAGCGGCGCGCCGGAGCUGUCUCUCAAGUUUGCCCUGCCACCAGUCGCCCAGGCACAAUCAUGGCUCCGCGCGAUGACAGACGACUACUCCAACCCCAACUGCCCUAUCAAGAUUGCCCACGGUACCACAACCCUCGCCUUCCGGUUCAAGGGCGGCAUCAUCGUAGCGACCGACUCGCGAGCAACGGCCGGCAACUGGAUAGCAAGUCAGACAGUGAAGAAGGUCAUCGAGAUCAACAGCUGUUUACUGGGGACCAUGGCCGGUGGCGCUGCCGACUGCCAAUACUGGCUAGCAUACUUGGGCAUGCAAUGCCGUCUCCACGAGCUCCGACACAAGCGCCGCAUCUCCGUCGCUGCAGCAUCCAAGAUCCUGUCCAACUUGGUCUACUCCUACAAGGGCAUGGGACUGAGCAUGGGUACCAUGUGUGCUGGCGUGACCCCGCAAGAAGGCCCCGCGCUCUACUACAUUGACAGCGACGGUACCCGCCUCGCCGGCAACCUGUUCUGUGUCGGUUCCGGUCAGACAUUCGCCUACGGUGUGCUCGAUGCAGAGUACAAGUACGAUCUCGAGGACGCCGAGGCGCUGGAGCUCGGAAAGAGGAGUAUCCUGGCUGCCACCCACCGCGACGCAUACUCUGGUGGUUUCAUCAACCUGUACCACGUCAAGGAGGACGGAUGGGUCAAGCACGGCUUCAACGACACGAACCCCAUCUUCUGGGACACAAAGCUGAACAAGGGCGAGUUCUCGAACGUCACCAGUGAGUUGGUCUAGACGAGGCUGGGGACGAGUGCAGGAAGACAGUCAAGUGCAGAAUCUACAUUGGCUGCCCAAAUAGCGAGCUGUCAGAGAGCACUAAAUGACAUGAAUGAAUGAAAGCAUGCACGAUACACAUACACUUGAUGUACGAAUCGUGACCCACUACAGCUAAUUUCACUCGAGGAAUUAGAGGAAAGAUUAUGGUCCAUCAUUCAAUCUCGAUUUUUCAUCAUCGCUCAUUCUGGCCAAACGAGAGGUGGCCCUAUCUUACAGCAGU
Molecule: messenger RNA, 1431 nt
Organism: Boeremia exigua
Lineage: Eukaryota; Fungi; Ascomycota; Dothideomycetes; Pleosporales; Didymellaceae
Product: nucleophile aminohydrolase
Exons: 4
Coding region: 318-1169 (283 amino acids)
Cellular component (GO): proteasome core complex
Molecular function (GO): threonine-type endopeptidase activity
Source: RefSeq, a predicted model, not a curated record